This is a messenger RNA of Meloidogyne enterolobii, 9072 nucleotides long. The record is from the annotation of a GenBank genome assembly. NCBI's taxonomy places the organism in Eukaryota, Metazoa, Nematoda, Chromadorea, Rhabditida, Meloidogynidae.
UUUGAUCAAAACUUUUGUAUAUGGCGGCCGGGUUUUUAGCGACUCUUCCAUGAGACAUUUUCCUCUAUUUUCAUUUUCUGACCAUUUUGAGUCAUUUUCAAAUAAAAUGCCCAUGGAAAUGGACCGCUAAAGAUCCCUGCUUUUUGCAGUUCCGGUUUCCGUUCAGAUUUUUAAAAUUAUUUUUCUAGUUAUAGCAUCUUUAGCAAUAAAUUCCAAUUGAAAUUAAGAAUGCAACAAGCAAACAUAUUUUCAUCAAUGCCGUCAACAUCCACUUCAGUUCCACCUUUGGCAGUUCAUUUAAAUAUGUUAAUUAAUACAUUGGGUGAAGCACCUAGAGAUGAUGUUAAAUUUCAAGUUUUGAAGGAAAUCAGCGAAAAUAUUGACGAGCUUUUUGGAACGUCAGCUUAUUCAUCUUUAAUUGAAGGCCUUAUAUGUAUUUUUAUGAGAUUAUUACAGGAAACAUCUCCCCAAUUUAUUGCUGAAAAUAAUACAUUGCAAUUACGUAAAUUAAUGUUAGAAUUGUUAUUUCGUCUAUCUUCAAACGAUGUAGUCAAAUCUUAUGGUAAAAGUCUUCAACAAAUAUUGCUUCGACUUAUUUAUUUGGAAAAUGAAGAAAAUGCUUUAUUAAUAAUUAAAAUCCUUACUGAUCACAUCAAAACAUUUCGUCCAGCAUUUGCAUCAGAAUUGACAAGCUUUUUCAUCCAAUGGAAAAAUGCUUAUACAGAAAUGUUGAGACAUACAGCAAAUGAAUCAAUGUUUUUACAAAAGCCGUUUUCAACUUCAAAAAGAACGAUAGAAGAAAGUGUUGUGGAGGCUUUGAGAACUUGUUAUUUCACUACACCACUUACUUUUUCCCAGCCACAACAAAGUGAUGAAAGUGUGACUCCAAUGCUUGAAAAGUACACAUUAAUCCCAAAAGCAAAUCAAAGUGUAAAAGUUUUGGCAGAAAUGUCAGUUUUUCUUCUUGUAUUAAUUCAAAUGCAUCGUCAACAUUUACUUGGAGAAGUUUUAGAUUUAAUACCAAUAUUUCUUCGUUAUAUAAAUAUUAAAUUGCCUGAACAUUUGAAGUUGGAAAAAAAUUAUAAUAGAGAAUUGGUCGAUGAAUUUCAUAAUUCUCAAGUUAGAGCACUUUCUUUUAUUGGUUAUACAGCAAAACAAGCACAGAUUGCCACAGUCAUUAGUGAACACACAAAAUCUAUCACAGAUGCAAUUUUAAUGUUAAUUGAUUCAUUCCAUCCAGAAGUAAUAAUUCAAAGAAGAGAAUUACUCAUGUCAUUGAAAUAUUUAUUUCAAUCAGAAUUUAAAACAAAUUUUAUUACAUUAAUUCCAAAAAUGUGUGAUGAAAAAGCUUUGCUAGGAAAUUCAUUUACUUCACAGGAUCAAUUGAGAAAUCAGUCAUAUUCACUGCUUGCAGACAUUUUACAUCAUGUUAGAAUGAAUAUUCCACAUUUACUUAAACAUAUAUUUUUCCUUUGUUCUCGUUGUUUACAUGACCAUCAACUUUUACCUUAUGUACAAACAAUGUAUGGAAAAUUGAUGAUGAAUUUAAUUGAACCAUUAAUUAUACGAUCAAAAGAGAAUGGAACUGAAAUUCGUCUAAUUCUUUGUAAUUCAAUCAAUUCAUUUCUUCGAAAAGCAAAAUUAAUUGCUAAUUAUCAUUUACCUUUAAUUAAAGAAAAAUAUAAUAAAAGUAAUAUUAUUCAACAACAACAACAGCAACAAAUUAAAUCAACAACAGAACAAAAAAAUUUACAAUCUCCAAGUAAAACAAUUGUCUUAACUGAAGGACAACAAACACAAGAAAUUGAAAAUACUGGAGGUGGAGGAGGAGGGCAAAAACAGGAAAAAAGUUCAUCUUCAAUAGAAACUAAUCGUGCUACAUUUUGCCAAGAUCCAACUUCACCUCUUUCUCUAAAUGAUUGUAAGAAUUUAGUGAGAUUUAUUAUUCAACCAAUAAAAAUGAUGGUUAUAGCACUCAAAGAAAUUGGAAUUGAACAAGAACCUCAAGUUGUUUCAACAGUUGAACGUUGUUUAUUAGAAUUAUUUCCAAAUGGACUAAUUUGUUUGGAUAUUUUUAUAAUUGGAUCUAAUUUAAUGCAAGGUGGAGCAGUAGGAAAUGUGUAUCAACAUAAAAUUAGUUCAAAUGUGCGAUCAAAAGAAGAAAAGGAGACCCUUGAUGCUUUUAUUGCAAUUUAUACAAAUAUGAGAUCAUCCUCAUUUGAGCGUUUACUUGAACAACAUAUUGAGUUUCUUAUUGAACGUAUAAGUAUUAAUCCAAUAUUACAAAAUAUUUGUAGUACAUUUCUUACAAAUCCUGCAACGAUGAAUAAAACUGGACAAAUUUUGGUUAAAUAUUUAUUAACAAAAUUGCCAGAUUUGGGAGCAAAUAAUGAAAGGGCUACACUUUAUUUAAAAUUGUUUAAACUUGUAUUUCAUGCAAUUUCUUGUUCAUCAAAUAAUUCUGAUUGUGAUACUAUUUUAAAGCCUUUUCUUCAUCAAAUAAUUCAACAAUCAAUGCUAUAUGCUUUAGAAGCACGCGAAUCUACUAACUAUUUUCUUCUUUUACGAGCAUUGUUUAGAUCAAUAGGAAGUGGAACACAUGAACAAAUGUAUCAUCAAUUUCUUCCUCUAUUACCUUCAAUAUUACAACAAUUGAAUCGUCUUCAAAAUGGAUCUCAUUUACAAUCAAUUCAUGAACUUUUUGUUGAAUUAUGUUUAACUGUUCCAGUACGAUUAUCUUCACUUUUACCUUAUUUACCUCUUUUAAUGGAUCCAUUAGUUUGUGCUUUAAAUGGUUCUCCAACAUUAGUUCAACAAGGAUUACGUACACUUGAACUUUGUGUUGAUAAUUUACAACCUGAAUAUUUUUAUGAUCAUAUGCAACCUGUACGUGCUUCAUUAAUGAAAGGUUUAUGGCAUUGUGUAUCUCAUGGUGAUUCUCAUUCAUCAUUAACUGCAUUUAGAAUUUUGGGUAAAUUUGGUGGUUCAAAUAGAAAAAUACUUUUGGAUGCUCAAAAUAUACAAGAUUUUAAUAAAAUAAAUAAAAAUGAAGAAAAAUUGCCAAAAAUAAUUUUACCAUUUAAUAAAAUUCAAAUUAACAAUAAUAAUGAAGAAUUAAUAAAUAAUGGAGAAGAAUUAAUUCAAUGUACUGUUGAUUUGAAUCAAAUUGUUAAUUCUGCUUGUAAAGUAUUGAGAAACCAAACAACAACAACUUCAAAUUCAUAUAAUCAACUUGCUGCAGCAAAUUUAUUAAAAUUUGUUUUAUUAAAAAUUUUUUCGAUUGAAAAAUUAUCAAUUAAAAAUUCUUCCCAAUUUGUUGACAAUAUUUCUAAAAUUAUUUCAUCAAAUUUUAAAGAAAAAUCAACUAAAAUGUAUAUUAUUUGUUCUGAUACAAAUUUAAGAGAAUUGGCAAUAAAUGCUUUAAAAGGAAUUUUUAUUUGUGUUUUUAAUGUUGAAACAAGAGAAAAAUUUUUAGAAUUUUUUAAAAUUGUAAUUAAAUAUUUAACUAUAAAUGGAAUUUUUGAAGGAAAUGAUAGGAAAGAUCAUUUUUCAAUGGAUUCAUUUGUAUUAAUUGAUGUAAUAGCCCAAACAUUGUCUGAUCCUUGUAAAGAUUAUUGUCAUGCUGCUAUUCUUGCUUUACGUAUAAUAAUUGACACAUUAAAUAUUAUUUAUGAACAAAAUGUUGAAAAAAUUUGUCAUUUUCCAUUAUUUGAAUAUUUAUUUGAAAAGAUUACAUUACUCUGUUAUAGCUGUGAAUGGUUUUCUAAACUUGGAGGAUGUACAGCUUUAAGGCUUAUAAUUGAAUAUUAUCCUCCUUUAUUAGUACAAAAAUAUUGUAUUAAAAUCGUUGAAGCUUGUAUUCAAAUGAUUUCUGAUUUAUCAAAUGAACUUUCUAGUGGUGCUUUAGAUUAUUCUUCAAAAACUAUAGAUUUACUUUUAAAUGUUUGCUUCCCAAAUAAUUCAAAUUCAGCCUUAUCAAUUGAUUUAUUAAAUCAAUUUGUAUCAAAAUUAAUAAAUUUUAUUGUUGAUCCAGAUUAUAUUUUGAGAAAAGAGAUUUUUCGAAUAAUUUGUUCAUUGUCUACUCGAACAAAUUUACCUCUUUAUUCAAUUUUAAACAAUUUUAAAGAAUCUUUGAGAACAAAAAUUUUGGAGUCUAUAAGAGAAUUUGUUACAAUUUCUGAAAAAUGUAAAAUUGCUGGAAUUGAUCUUUUUAUUUUUUGUUCAAAAAUUGAUGAAUUUAAUAUUGAUAUUCCUCUUUAUGAAUGUAUGAUAUUUGCAAGAAGUCUUCUAAAAAUUUGUUUCCAUAUUAUUGAAGAGAAUAGUAGCAAUGAUUUUUCUGAUGUGAGUCGAAAUGAAGCAACACUUCGAGAUAUUGCAUUGAAAGCCCUUAUUCUUCUCUAUUUUAAUAUUGCUUCAUAUUCCAAAUCAAUUAUUUCUUCAAUACAAAUCCCAAAAUUUUUACAUCAUCAAAAACAACAACAAAUUUUGUUGGAACAAAUAUUUCAAACAAUUUUUGAGAAUGCUAUAAUAAUGAAAAAUGAAAAUAAAUUAAAGGAAGAAGCUUGUGAAUGUAUUGGGAAGAUACUAGAAGAAUAUAAUAAUUCUGAAAAUAUUUUUUAUAUUAACCAAAAACUUGAAGAUAUUAUUAAUAAUUUUAUGGACAAGAAAUUGGAAAUUUCAACAACAUUUUUCAAUAAAAUUAAUUUUUUGAUUAAAUAUUCUACUAGAAAUUUUAAAAUGGAAGAAUUGGGAUUAAUAAUGGAUGUCCUUUUAUUAAUUGAUGCUUCUUUAUCUUCAAAUAACAUUAACGUUGUUGAUGUUGAAUGUAUUUCUAAUGCUUUACAAUUUUUUACACAUGUCAAUUAUUUGGAUCAACAAUUGUUACAAAAAUUAUUUUUAUUUUAUUCUGAAUGUUUAUCCAUAUUUACAACAAAGCAAAAUAUUACUUGGCAAAAUGAUUAUUUUUCUUACUUGUCAAAAUUUUCAAGUGAUUUUUAUCCUAUAACAAUUUUAACAAAAGAAAUAUUUAAUAAUGAUUUUGCUACAAAUUUUCUUGUGUUACUUACAAGUAUGGAAGAUGCAACAAAUUUUAGACUUUGUAUAGCUGAUAAUUUAUCAACUUUGCAACAAUUUACAGAUGAAUUACUUGAGCCGAAUAAUGAUAAUAUCUUCUCUCCCAGCAGUAAUGAUAAUAAUUCUUCUAAUUUAAACAACAACAAAAAAUUCAUGCUUAAUUUUCUUCGUUUUCUUUCAACAUUUUUUGAGAAGCAUAAUCUUUUAAACGAUAGCAAUGAUUUUUCUAAUAAUUAUAUUCAAUUGUGGAAUGAUAUAAUAUUUUCAAUAAGACAAUUAUGGCUUUCAGAAAAUUUUCAGAAUAGUCAUUCUGUCGGGCAAAUUUUCCCAGACGAAGAAGCAGCCAAUUUAUUAUCAGCUGUACCGCAGGAAGAAGAAGAUUCAUCUUCUAUACCACCAAAAAUUUUGGAUGAAAAUAAAUUUGAUGUCCCAAUUUAUUGUGCUCGUAUAAUUUUAACUAAAUUAAAAUUUUUAUUGGCUUUACAAACAACUGUUGAAAAUUCUGAAAUUUUAUCGUCUGAAGAUGAAAUAAUUGAUUUACUUUAUGAUUUGACUUUUGCAUUUGUUAGAAAUUAUGCUUCAGAUUUUUUAUUUUUACAACAAUUUAUUGAAGAAGAAAUUGUGCCGAAAAUUUCUUUAUCUCUUCGCCGUGCUACCUUCUUCAAAGUUAUCAACCUUCUUAAAUCUGACCCAAAAAAUGGACAUUCAAUGCAUUUGGUACGUUUUAUGCAAUAUAUUGUUGCUCCAUCAUUUUCUUUUGCUUUUGAUAAUUAUGAAAUUGAUUUGGUUGUUGGUGGUGCUGCUGUUUCACAGACAUCUGAAUUAUCAUCAGAUUCUCCAUCAACAUCAAUGAUAGAUGAUGAUCAAAAGCAACAACAAAAUACAAAUAUUGUAUUAAUUUUAUGCCGUGAAGUAAUUCAAAAAGCAACAUCUGAUCGAACAUCUUUAAGUCAUACAUUAGUUAUUGUCAUGUAUCUUUUUUGUUCUUUAUUUGUUCAAAAAUGUUCAACACAUAUUUAUGAUGCUUCAAAAAAGCAGCAAGGAAAUAAACAAGAAUUAGGAAAUCUUCGCCCUUUUAUGCUUUUUGGUUGGCCUUCUUUACAACAAAGUUUUCGUGGCGAUUUAACAGAAAAAUAUGCUGGCCUUUUUCUUAUUGCAAACAUUGUUGAUAAAUUUCUAAUUAAUCGGACUAUAAUUUUACAAGUUUUGAAUAGUUUAAUACAGGCAUAUCAACAGGAUAAUAAAGAAAUGGUGCGUAAAUCUUUGGAUAUUUUAAUCCCAGCAGUAACUAGACGUAUGACUGAUGGUUAUUCCCAAUUAAAAGCUUUAAUUAAAAAAGUUAUGAUUGAAGAAACUAAACAAUAUGGACUACAAAUUAUACAUUGCUUACAAAUUAUAAUUCGACAAUAUAAAGUUUUUUAUUAUGUUCGUCAUUCAAUGUCACAAUUAAUUUUGAGUUCAAUACAAAAAUUAAUGUCAAUACAAAUUGGUUUAGAAACAAAACGUUUAUUAUUAGAAUUUUGUGAAGUUGUUAUAAAAUGGGAACAAGAUAGACAACAACAAUUAAAUUUGAAUAGUUCAAGUUGUAAAGUUGAACAUGUUGUUGUAGAACUUGGUGAUGAUAAUGAUGAUGUUCAACAACAACCUAGUACUUCAAGUAAUAUUGAAAAUGAGCCUUCAAUCCCUCUACCACCUGAUUCAAACAAAGAAAUGGAUAAAAAUUUUAUUGAUACUGUUAUUAUGUUUUUGUUUCGUAUGGCUACAUCUACAGAUCAAUUUUCUACAAGUAGUGGAGGUGGAUCUUCUGCUCUUGAACAAAUUAAUAGACGUGCUCUACUUCUUUUACGUGUAGCUUUGAAACCAAAUAUUUUUGGAAAUGUUGUUACUAUUCGGACAAAUUUAUUUGAGAAACAAUUACAACUACCCAAUCCAGAACAAUUUAGUACAGCAAAUGAAACUGCAAUAAAUCAACAACUUCAAUUAGUUAAUAUAACUUUGGAUGUUCUUUCAAAUAUUAUACCUCAUUUGUCUCAACAAUUACUUGUAGAUUUAUUUCGACCUUUACAAAGAUCUUUAAUUUGUUGUAUGAGCUAUAGCAAUUCUCAACAAAUUCUUCGUAGUACAUACAAUAUUUUGGGUAAACUUCUUGAUAAAACAACAAAAAAUAAUGCAGCGUCAAUGACACCUCCUCCUGGUCUAAAUGAUUUUGAUUUACUCAAUCAACAUAUUAGUCGUUGUAUUCAUGAUGCAUUUAAUAAUUAUGCUUGUUCUUUAACUGCUUCACCUCCAAUGACAGUUAUAACAUUAUUGAGAUUAAUGCAUUCCGCACAAUCUAAUUAUUUGGAAACUGUCUGUUUAGGAUCGUUUGUUAAACUUUUACAAAGACUUGUUCGUGAAUAUGUUGCAACAAAUUUUACUUAUUCUGCUACAACAGCAAUUACACCUAUUCAACAACAUGAUUUACAAGCACAAAAAUUAAUUGGUGAUUUACUUUCAAUAUGUUUAGAAUUAUUAUGUUCACGUACUCGUUAUUUUAAUACUGAAGCACAAAAAACUAUUGUACAAUUUGUUAUAAUACCUUUAAUUGAAAAAGGAGCAGCAGAUAAAUUAAUUGAAAAUGUUAUUAAGAUUGCAACAGAAAUUCUUACAUCUGAAGUACAAUUAAUUUCUGAAUCAUUUCAACAACAAUUACAACAAAUUACAUCAACUCCUCAACCAAAUAUUAAAAUUCAAAGUUUAGGAGCACAAGUUUUAAUUAAACUUUUUUCAACAUUAGAAUCAAGAUUAACAACAAAUUUUGAAUUGAAAAAUUUAUUUUUAAAUGCAAUAAUUUUAUUAUAUGAAAAUUCGACGUCUUUAAUUUUGGGCGGUGGUAGUGAAGGAUUAAAUAUUGAAAUUAUUCAACCAGCAUUUUAUUGGGGUUUAUGUUGUGUGGAUAAAGAACUUCGUAAAAGAUUUUUCACAAUUCAUCAACGUUUAUUUCCUCCCAAUUUAUUUGCUCGAUUAAUAUAUAUUUUUACAAAUGAACGUUGGGAUUUAUUAAAUUCUUCUACAACAAAUUCUUCCUCAUCUUUAAUUAUUGCACAUUUAAUUAAUUUAUUAUUAAAUGCUAAUAAAUCAACAACGACUAAUUCAAAUUUAUUAUUAAAAAUAAAAAAUUGUUCAAUAUUUUGUCCAUUAUUAAUAAAUGGAGGAAUAAUUGAAGAAAAGAAUGAAGAUAAAAAUGAGGGAAGAAAAGAAGAGGAUGAUGAAAAAAUAAUUGAAAAAAUGUCUUUGGAUGUUGAAACAAUUGAUCUUGUUAAUGUAGGGGAGGAAGAAGAAGAAGAAGAUAUUCAAAUGGAUACAAUAACUAUAGAAGAUGAUAAAGGAAGAAGAAAAAAUAAGGAAGGAGGGGAGGAUGAAGCAAUGGAUGUUGAUGAUAAAGAAGAUAAUAAAUCUCAAUUGAAUAAAAUUUUUGAUGAAAUACAGGAAAGUCUUUGCAUAUCAAAUGAUGAACAAUCAACACCUUCCACAAUUUGUACUGAAUGGAUAGAAAAUUUUGUUGAUUUACUUUAUAUUGAUCCAUUAUUAUGUCAACAAACAUUUAUUGAGUUAUUCACAUCAAUAUGGUCCUAUUUAAACGAAAUUGAUCGUGAACAAAUUUGUUCAUUUAUAACUCCAUUUUUAACAUCAUCAGCAUUUUGUAUACCAACAACAACAACAACAAAAAAUGGAGGAAUAAAAAAAGAAGAUAAUCAUUUUGAGGAAGAAGAAAAUUUUGUUAUUUCAACAAUAUUAAAAGCUUUAAUUAAAUGUAAAAAGCCUGAAAUUGAAAUUGACCCAGUUGUAUUAAGCUAUGUGGGAUCAAAUUUUAAAUGUUGGCAUAUCGCUCUAUUAAAAUUAGAAAAAAUUGCGAUAAGUAAGAAAGCAUUAAUUUCUAAUGUUGGUGGUGAAAUAACAACGUCGGCUUGGAAUGCUGCAACAAAUUUAACAGAAGAAAAAUUGGUAAUGUAUUUUUGA